Messenger RNA from Mytilus trossulus (common blue mussel), 1447 nucleotides. RefSeq lists its product as uncharacterized. NCBI's taxonomy places the organism in Eukaryota, Metazoa, Mollusca, Bivalvia, Mytilida, Mytilidae. Bases 722 to 1342 code for a protein of 206 amino acids. The transcript has a single exon. The record is from RefSeq and is a predicted model, not a curated record.
UAAAAGGGGCGAUAUUGACUUACAGAUAUAUAGAUUCAUGUCGGACUAUUUAAGACAAGAACGUGUAGUUAUUAGCUUUUUAUAAAGAAGGGGUAUUUAAUUAUGUUCACGACUUAUAAAUAUGUAAUAAGUUUCUUAAGGUGAAAUUGAUUAACAGUUUAAGUUGUUUAUUGAUCGAGGCAAUCGAUUUGUAUCUUUUGUUGAACAUCUCAUGAAACGUGGUUCAAAUUUAAAUUCGUUUUCAAAAGCUUAAACAACGAUAAAAGGUGGAUUAGAAAAGGAUAAGGAAAUUUUCAUUUCAGAGUGCAUCUGAGGUAUAAUUAAUGGGAAUCUCAUAUCUCAGUUGUUGGACAAACUUUUAUAUUAUGUACAUAGCCUAUCAAUCGUUUCCUGGCUUCGAUGAAUAUGCAGUUUUGUAGAGAGUGAAAUUUAAAAUUCCAUCGUAUCGUUGUUGAAUGUUGUGCUGACAUAAAUAAACAUUAAUUUUGUUAAAUCAUAAAUCUCGAAAAACUUCAAUAUUUGAAUAACGAAAUACAUUUGAAAACAAAUUAAACGUGGACUUAAGAAUGAGUUUACACAAGGAGCGAUAUAGACCGUUAGUUUACCUUUCAUCCGAACACAUUUAAUAACUAAUCUAAUAAGAAGUUUAUUGUAAAGCGCUUAUAUGGUAGAAAAGUGAGUUGUUUGUAUACUCUUACAGUAAAUAUAAAUCAUGUGAAUAAUGUCUGUAUCAACGUCCACGAGAGACUGGCAACAGAAUGGAUUAUUCUCGCCAAUCAAAAUCAAAACGCCGCCGAAACCAGUGGUGAGAAAGAGACGAAGCUAUUCACCAUCUUGGAUGAAACGGACAGAAAUAAAACGAGAAGAUCUGAUGUCUAAAAAGCAUGAUCCGUUUUCACCAAGACCUAGUGAUAUUGUGGCUGGAUUGACAGGCCGAAGUCUGAAAUCUCCAGUGAUUGAAAGUGCUUCAAAUCGCCAUCAACUAUUAGAACAACAAUAUCAGGAUCUACGGAAACUAAUGGUAGAUAGGAAUGAACAAGAAAAAGUUCCAGAGGUGUCGGGGAUAUUUCGAAAAAGUGCUCAAACAUUAAAUGUGAGAUCGGCAACUGACAAAACGUCUAAAUCCGGAAAAUCUAUAAAAUCUGGAAAGACAUCCAUAUCCACACAGUCAGAGUUUUAUUUAGGAGAGAGUCUAUCUGUCAAAGAUUUUUUACAAAGCAAUGAGUACGGUUCGGACCAUUUUUCUAAACAUUUAUCGUGUGUUAAAAAAUUAGCAAAGAGAUACCGCCGGAGUCGACAACCAAGAAGUAAAUUCAAAACAGUAAUAGAAAUUUUUGAAUGACUGGACGUUAUGAUUUGUUAUUUAUUUAUCAAGGGAUGUAGUUUUUAUUCUUAUCAAUUUUGCUGAAUUAUGGAAUUUGAUAGAAUUAAAUGUUGUUAAUUUAGA